AUGAGCAACGAAGGGGCGGAUCCUAUCGGAAGUCUGCCACGAGAAGCUGCCCUCAGGGUACUUUCGAAGUUGUCAUUGGAAGAUCGAACCAGAGUUGAGAGAGUUAAUCGCACGUGGAGAGAACUAGCAAUGGAAGCUUCACGUCAGGAAACGAAGCCUGUCUGGAUUUACAUAAUAUUCCGCAAAAAUCAUUGCUCAGGACAUGAAAAAAUGACAGUCAAUAUCAGCUUUGAUGGACCAAUUUUCUGGAAUCGUCAAGUGGCUUACAUUUAUUGCUGUUCCUGCCAUUUUGAUGAGCAUGAGGGACCUCUAAUGUCGAUUCUUCAUAAGUUUGAGCAAAGAGUUGAAAGAGUUUGUUUGGUUGAUAAGCCAGUGGACUAUCCAUUCUUACCUGAUUCGCUGUUCAGCUAUAUGGCUAAGUGUAUGCCAAAGUUACAGUUCAUCUACUUGCGCGAACUCGAUUUGGAAAAGAUCAAUAGAGCUACAGUUGUAGAAUUGGCUAAUCAUAAACAUUUGAAAAAGGUUAUUGUUCAUGGAUGCCGCAAUUACGAGGUUCUACAAGAUUUCCGAAACUUGCCUCAGCUGUUGGUAGUUCGAGGAGAGAUCGUCGGUUUAAAGGCAAUGAUUGGCGAUUUCGAGGAGUAUCCUCAUUCUGAUGGUGGAGGCUCACAAGGUUUAUCAUCAGAGUCAAGUGAAACAACCAGUGAAUUGGAUGAAGCACCAGUCGUUGAAGUUGCUACUGGACCAUGA
Auanema sp. JU1783 is the source of this 750-nucleotide messenger RNA. The record is from the annotation of a GenBank genome assembly. NCBI's taxonomy places the organism in Eukaryota, Metazoa, Nematoda, Chromadorea, Rhabditida, Rhabditidae.